AUGAUUACCGGUACCAUGGAUGUCUGCCUCGGCAUAGGUAUGAUCGACUCUACUUUGGGACCAAUCCCGACUGGUUCAGUGGCCAUGGCGCUAGUAGACAGUCAGAUUCGAUUCUUAGGAGCCAUGUGGGCUGGCUACGGUGUGAUGCUUUGGUGGACAAGCAGCGACUUGGAGACAAGACGGACCCCGUUGGGGCUUCUAGCUGGCAUUAUGUUCGUUGGCGGCCUUGGUCGUCUGGCAUCAGGUCUAAGACACGGCUUUAGUGAAUCCUGGGUUCAAGUCGCCAUGUUAACUGAACUGUUAGGCCCGGUCGCAAUGUAUUCACUGGGCUGCUGA
Messenger RNA from Penicillium manginii, 336 nucleotides. Its product is annotated as DUF4345 domain-containing protein. The coding region runs from base 1 to 336 and encodes 111 amino acids. NCBI's taxonomy places the organism in Eukaryota, Fungi, Ascomycota, Eurotiomycetes, Eurotiales, Aspergillaceae. The record is from RefSeq and is a predicted model, not a curated record. The transcript has a single exon.